This is a messenger RNA of Syzygium oleosum, 5004 nucleotides long. Its product is annotated as putative disease resistance protein RGA3. The record is from RefSeq and is a predicted model, not a curated record. Gene Ontology annotation, molecular function: ADP binding; protein binding; ATP hydrolysis activity. The transcript is spliced from 3 exons. Gene Ontology annotation, biological process: defense response to other organism. Bases 18 to 4748 code for a protein of 1576 amino acids. Lineage: Eukaryota; Viridiplantae; Streptophyta; Magnoliopsida; Myrtales; Myrtaceae.
UCUCCCCCGGAAGAGCCAUGGCGGAGGCAAUCCUCUGGGAGUUUGCUAGACUUCUGGAUGAUUUCGCGAAGGAUGGGAAAUUAAGGGUUUUUGGCGGCGAAUUUGACAAGCUCAAGAAAACCGUUUCCUUUCUCCAAAAUAUAGCGCACGAUGCAGAAAGGCGGAGCCUCGAAGACUUUCAAAUCGCACGAUGGCUGCGCGAUCUCAAAGCUGCUUUCUAUGAUGCAGAGGACUUACUCGAAGGAUGGACCAUGGAAGUUAUGCGACCAGAAUCGCCGAGCAAAGAUGAGAAAUCGAAGAAGCAGGUAAGUACCUCCAUUUCGCCUUCAAACCCACGUGCUUUAAGGCUGGAGAUGAGAGGCCGUGCGAGGGAUAUUAGGGAGAGAAUAGAAGCCAUCGCUGCUAAAGGGAGGGGUUUUAAUUUGCGAGAGAGCGCGGAGGAUGUGCGAGUAGGGAGAGGAGCGUGGAACAGAGAGCGGUCGGAGUCCUUUGUGUACGAUGAGGAGGAGAUUAUAGGGAGAGAUGAUGCUAAAAGCGCAAUUAUGAAGUUCUUGUUAGAUUCUGACACCGAAGAAAAAUUUCCCGUCCUUUCAAUAUGGGGUGAGAGUGGGAUUGGAAAGACUGCUCUUGCUCGAUGUCUAUACGAAGAUGACACGGUCAAGAAGCAUUUUGAUUUAAGGAUAUGGGUCUGCGUGGGUCGCGACUUACUUAAUCUCGAAGGGGAAUUGCGAACUAUCAGAGAAAGAGAGACUACACAGGGAGCAGAUGACAUGGAGCAAUUGCAAAAAUAUCUCCUAGUUAUUGACGAUCUGUGGUCUGUGGAUCCUGAACGGUGGAGGAGCUUGAAAAGUUUAUUGAUGGGAGGGGCCCAAGGAAACAAGAUUCUGAUAACAACACGCGAUCAGUCAGUUGCGGACCUUACGGGCACAACCCCAUCUUAUUGUCUGGAGGCCCUUCCAGAAAACUCGUCUUUAGAUUUAUUGAUGAGAAUGGCAUGUGAGGAAGAAGAAGAGACUAGAGAUUCAAUUAAGCUAACUGUCGGUAGGUGGAUAGUAAAAAAAUGUGGUGGAAUCCCUCUGGCUAUACGAAUAAUCGGAAGUCUAUUAUUCUUCAAGAAAACUGCACUUGAGUGGUUACGUUUUGAGUACGAGAUGUCAAAAUUUUCUGCAGAUUUUCGUGACUUAGGUUCAAUAGUUGAGCUUAGUUAUAUUUAUCUCCCAUCCCAUCUAAGACAGUGCUUUGCCUUCUGUUCAUUGUUUCCCAAAGAUUCGGAGAUUGAUAAACUAAUGUUGACGAGUCUCUGGAUGGCAGAAGGAUUUAUCCGGCCCAUAGGCAACAGAGAUCACGAUAUGGAAGAUAUUGCUCAUGACUAUUUCAUGGAUCUACUCAGGAGGAAUUUGUUUCAAGACUGCACUAAAGACGAAUUUGGAAAGGUGACGUCUUGUAAGAUGCAUGAUUUAAUGAAUGACCUAGCACGCCGUGUUGCUGGAACUGAGUAUAAAAGAAUCGAUGUCUCACUGCCGUUAAUUGAAGCAAGAACUCGUCAUAUAGCGCUUGAUUCAUCUUUACAUUUAUCACGGGGAUAUCCAAAUGUACUCGGAGCAAAUCGUGUGAGGACAUUCAUCAGAAAUAGUAAAAUAAGAAGGUUGAGGUGUAGAAUUCAAAUGCAUGAACAAACUCUUCACAACUUCAUUUCUUGUUUCAAGCUCUUACGUGCCUUGGAUUGGCAUGACAGUGCUAUUGAGAAGUUGCCAAGUUCCAUUUGUGAGUUGAAGCACCUGACAUUUCUAGAUCUCUCUGAAAAUGAAGGAAUCGUAAGGCUUCCUGAUUCUAUGACAAGAAUGCAAACCUUGCAGGUACUUAAACUCAAUAUGUGUUACAAGCUAAUAGAAUUGCCAAGCGAUAUAAGAAAAUUGGUCAACCUCAGGCAACUGGAGAUUAGCAAUUGUAAGGCCCUAUCUCAUAUGCCACAUGGGUUGGGCCAGUUGACUCUUUUGCGCACUCUAACAGAUUUCCUUUUGCCCGGAGAUGAUUCUUGUUCAAAGAAAUACAGUGGGCUAGGGGAGUUGAGCAGGUUAAGCAAUUUGAGAGGGAGCCUCAGAAUUGAAGUUAAGGGACAAUUAAAGGAUGCGGUAGCAAAUUCAAAUUCUGCGAACUUGAAGGAGAAGGAUUACUUAGUUUCACUAGUAUUAGUCUUUCCCGGAAAAGAGAGCGAUGACAUUCUACUCCAAGAGCUGCAGCCGAGCUUAAAUCUACAAAGCUUAGAAAUAAGAGGCUAUGGGGGCACAAGGUUUCCAAGCUGGAUGUCUUGCUUGCCCAAGUUAGUUCAGCUACGGUUGUUUGAUUGUGCAGGAUGCAAAAUUCUCCCAUCACUGGGUGAGCUCACUAGCCUCAAGCAUUUGGAAAUUGGUAAGCUACCUAUGGUGGAGUACACAGAAAGUGAUCUUAAUACCCUCUCAUCACUUCCUAAUCUGUCUACAUUAAAGAUAUGGGAGUGUCCUAAUUUGGAAUGGAUUCCACCACUUCGACAUCUCAAGGAGUUGAAACUUCCUAGGUUUCCUUUGGAGCCAUUGCAGACUUUAGUUGCCACUACUGAACAUGUAAUAUGUAUUGAUGAUCGAGUGAAGGAUGUAAUCAAGUUAUUGGAAAUAGAGGAUGAUGAGGUUGGACCACGCAUUGUUGGAAUUCAUGGAACUAAUGGAAGCGGCAAGACAACUAUUGUGAAGGCUGUAUACAACCGACUCUCCUCUUGUUUCGAUCAUUGUAGCUUUCUCGCAGAGAUUGGAGAAACAACACGAAAUGUUGGUGGUAUUCAGUUUGUGCAAACUAAGUUGAUAUGUGAUGUUCUUGAACAAGAUGGAGAUGUUGCUUCGUUUGAAGGAGGAAUCAAGUUUUUCCGAGAUGUAUUUCGCACUGUGAAAGUUCUUAUUGUCCUAGAUGAUGUGGAAGAACAGUCUCAUCUUGAUGAUCUUGUAGGCGACCAGCUUGACUGGUUUGGUCCUGGAAGUCGAAUAAUUGUUACUUUAGAAAAUGUUGGAAUUCUCCAAACAUAUGUUUCUCGAGGCUUGGCUCGUAUGUAUGAAGUGAAUGAGAUGGAUAAUUAUCGAGCUCUUGAACUUUUUCGCAAGCAUGCUAUAGGAACACACUGUUCAAUUCCUGGCUAUAUUGAAAUUGGGAAGCGUAUUGUCAAAGCUACGGGGCAGGUUCCACUUGUUAUUGAGGUUAUCGGUUCCUUUCUACAUGGAAAAACAAUAGAAGAUUGGAGGAAGAUAGAGGACUUGAUAAAACCGCAGAAGGAGAACUCGCAAGAGAUUUUGAAGGAUUGUAGGGAGAUUUUGAAAAUCUGUUAUGAUGCAUUAGAUGAAAAGCAGAAACAAAUAUUUUGGGACAUAGCAUGGUUUGCCAAUGGCGUGGACAGCCGAAUUGCAUCAUAUAUGUGGCCCGAUCGAGAUCUUUUGCCUUCUCACCAUGUUUUGAUGCCCCUAGCAAAAAUUGGAGGAGACAACAUGCUGUGGAUGCAUAAACUGUUGAAGCACCUCAGCAGAACUAUGGAUCAAGAACCUAAAUAUCCUGGAAGGCGCAGUAGACAAUACAUGCAUGUUACAGACCUGGAAGUAAUCAACAGGAAAGAGGGAAUGGAAGAGGUGGAAGCCCUUUGCUUUGACUUCAAAAAUCUUCAUCUCCAUUCAUUUACAGAAACCGAUUUCAAGAGCAUGCCAAGCAUAAGGUUCUUGAAAUUGGAUCAUGCAAAAAUGACUGGAAAUAUUGCAAAUGUAUUUCCAAAGUUAAGGUGGCUUCGUUGGCAAGGGUGCCCAAGGGAUUUCGAAGCAGCAGAAUUUAGUCUGACUGAACUGGUCAUUCUUGAUCUUUCAUGGAGCAAAGUCACCGAAGACUGGGGAGGUUGGAGGAAAAUCAAGAUGGAGCAAUUGAAAGUCUUAAAUCUCACCGGUUGUACUGACUUACUGAUAAGUCCGACAUUUUCUAGCUUCCCGAACUUGGAGAUACUGAUUCUAGAGCGAUGCUCUCGGUUGGUCCAUUUAGAUCCUUCAGUCGGUGGUCUCAAAAAAUUGCUUUGCCUGAAUUUGAAGUCCUGCACUGAACUCAACAGGUUGCCUGCCGAACUGGGUGCCUUGAAAGCUUUGAAAGAGCUCCUCAUUGAUGAGACUUCUUUGCGUGGUAUUCCCUUGGGAGGUGAUUCAAAGAAACUUGAAACUCUUUCUGCCUCCAAUUGCUUGUCAUUGAGUUUCCUGCCCCAUUCAAUUGAACACCUGACAUCCCUUUCAACACUCUCAGUAGAUAAUUCAAAGAUUACGAAACUCCCUGAUGGAGUUGGAGAGCUGGUGAAACUCCGACGCUUGUCAUUGAGGAAUUGUCGUUGGAUACAAGAACUUCCAGAGUCCAUUGGCCAAUUGGGAAGCUCUUUAGAGGAGCUGGAUAUUUCGGGAACAGGCGUUUCAGAAUUGCCAGAUUCCUUUGGAAAUUUGCAGAGGUUGAGAGUGUUAAAGAUGGACUAUUGCUUCAUAAGCGAAUUUCCUAGUUUUAUUUGGCGUCUACGUAGCCUUGAAGAAAUACAUGCCUCCUCAUGUAGGAAUUUAGAAGGGGAGAUUCCUGGAGACAUUAGGGAGCUUAUUAAUCUGAGAAUCUUGACGCUGCGAUAUUCUGCUAUUUCCAGCCUACCUCCUGAAAUCCAGCAUCUUUCCAAGCUGGAGACUCUUGAUAUACUUCACUGCGACAUGCUUCCUAAGUAGCCAGCACUUCCCUCUUGUUUGGUUAAUGUGCAUUUGAAUCCAAACUUGAAGGAAAAGGUGUCUGAAUCUUUAGAAUCUGUCUUUGUUUCGAAGAGUUGGUGCUGGGUGUUUGAGAUCACGUCCGGUACGCAUUUGGUGGAGCAUUGUUUCGUCAUUGUGUAACUUGGAUAACAAGGCCAUUGAAACCGGUCAUUGUUCUACUUAGCCUUGGUAAUGCUCAAUAAGUUAUGCAGAUAAUUGUUAUUGUUUCUGCUGA